UUAUUCCAUCACCUCAUCAAGUGCAGAAAGAAUGAAGCUGGGCAGCCAAAGGAAGGUGUCGCAAAGAGGAGGUGGUGGUGGGCUUGGAAGAGCUCUUAGAGAGCAGAAGGCCAGGCUUUAUAUCAUCCGCCGAUGUGUGGUGAUGCUCCUCUGCUGGCAUGACUGAUUCUA
Molecule: messenger RNA, 171 nt
Organism: Elaeis guineensis (African oil palm)
Lineage: Eukaryota; Viridiplantae; Streptophyta; Magnoliopsida; Arecales; Arecaceae
Source: RefSeq, a predicted model, not a curated record